CGCUACGCUGUGUUUCUGUGAAGGAGAAAAGACUGCGCAGCUGGUUUCAUGUGUUUCUAAAGACAGUAAAUCCGAUUAUCUAGAAACAAAAUUUCCAUUUGAUCCAUUUUUGAUUAGAAAACCGGGAAGAUUUUUUUGUUUGUUUGUUUGUUUACUUCUAGUCAAAGUGCUACAGUUACUUUUGGACUUUUGCAUUAACCCUCCACACCAAGAGAAUACUGAUAUUAAAAACAAAUAAAUGAUAAUCAUAAAAAAGACCGGGAUUUCGUAGGAUUAAUAGCAACACAAGUGCCUGGUAGACGUGUGUUCGGCCCGGGGCUUCCCCAGCCCUGUCAGAAAGAAACCAGGACAGGAAGUCAAAGUUGUCCAAGAGGAAGAGCCAGUAAGGUUACCAGAACCAAUACAGGAAGUGGAUCAAGAGCAGGAAGUGGAGACAUUACAAGAACCAGAGCCAGAACCAGAACCAGAUAAGGAAGUUAGGCCAGUAGAACCAGUGAAACAGCCAGAACCAGUAAAAGAAGAAGCAGAGAAGGAAGAAGUAGUUGCAUGUCCUGUGUCCACUGAGCAGGAAGAAGAGUCACAGGUGAUUGAAGAGGAGUGUGAAGUGUCCACGAGCUGCGCCAACGUAAAACAUUACCUUAUGCACAUCCCCAGACCCCAGCUGCCUACGUGCCUGAACUGUCUACACUAUGCCUAAGCGCAACCCAGACCUGGAGUUAGACCACCUAGUCCGUGAAUCACCCCAACUCCCUCAGAGCCCUUCCCCCUCCUCCCGCAGCAGUGCGCUAGAGCUCCCCAACGUCCCGAGCUACCGGGCCUGCAGCCCCCGCCUGCCCCCCCUCGGAGUCCAGAGCCAGGUGUCAGGGGUGGUGAACCACGGCUUCUCCAAGGAAGCGCGCCCCCCCGGCCGCCUAAGAGACGGCUGCAAAGUGAGCCUGCACCCGGCUGUAAAUGUAGAAGAUGUAGACUCUGCUGAAGACUCCAGCAGCAGCCCCGGAUCUCUCACUCGCCCGUCCAUCAUUCACCCGCCGUCAGCCCACGCGAGCACCACCCUGACCGUGCCUGGGGUCCCUGCCGCAGCCAGGAGAAAGAAGCUGUAUUCCCAAGGGGACAGUGUGGAAGAGACCGAGACUACAAUCAAAGCCUGGCCCAGUCAAUGCAGUCUGCAACCAGAGGAGGACGACCGGUCAUCGUCUGUGACCAGCCAGACCAGCGCCAUCGUGAACGAGAGGCUCCAGGAGCUGGUCAAGUUGUUUAAGGGCCGAACGGAAAAAGUGAAGGAGAAGCUGAUCGACCCUGACAGCAGCUCAGAUGAGGAGAGCCCCUCUGCAUCUCCCACGAAGAAAGCUCCACCACCUCCCCCCCUUCCUGAUGAGAAGAAAGAGGAGGAGAAAGAGGAGCAUUACUGCGAGAUGCUGUGCUGCAAAUUCAAGACCAUGCCCUGGAUGAUGCGGCUGAAGGAAUACCGCUUCCCCGCGAGCAUUGACCCCUACACCAAUCUGAUGUACGUGCUGUGGCUGUUCUUUGUGACCUUGGCCUGGAACUGGAACCUGUGGCUGAUCCCCGUGCGGUGGGCGUUCCCCUACCAGACUCCCGAUAACCUUUACCUGUGGCUGCUCAUGGACUACCUGUGUGAUCUCAUCUACAUCCUGGAUAUCUUCAUCUUCCAGUCCCGUCUGCAGUUUGUGCGCGGCGGGGACAUUAUCACUGACAAAAAGGACAUGAGAGAAAAUUAUAUGAAAUCAAACAGAUUCAAGAUGGAUGUGAUUUCCCUUUUCCCCCUGGAUCUGCUGUAUUUAAAGCUGGGUGUGCUGUCAGUCCUACGAUUCCCACGGUUAUUAAAAUAUAGUGCCUUCUACGAGUUUAACAACCGUCUCGAGGCAAUUCUGAGUAAAGCAUACAUUUACAGAGUUAUCAUAACGACGGGCUAUUUGCUGUACUGCCUGCACUGCAAUGCCUGCCUCUUUUACUGGGCAUCGGACUACGAAGGUCUUGGAUCAACAGCAUGGGUUUAUGACGGAGUGGGAAACAGUUAUAUCCGCUGUUACUACUUUGCCGUGAAGACUCUGAUCACCAUCGGGGGGCUGCCCGACCCAAAGACCCUCUUCGAAAUCAUCUUCCAGCUCCUGAACUACUUCAUCGGAGUGUUCGCUUUCUCUGUCAUGAUUGGUCAGAUGAGAGAUGUCGUUGGUGCAGCGACUGCCGGACAGACUUAUUACAGAGCCUGCAUGGACAGCACCAUCAACUACAUGAACUUGUACAAGAUCCCUCGCAGUGUUCAGAAUCGGGUCAAGACCUGGUACGACUACACCUGGCAGUCCCAGGGCAUGCUGGAUGAGCAGGAACUGCUGGUGCAGCUCCCUGAUAAGAUGAGACUGGACAUCGCUGUCGAUGUCAAUUACCAGAUCGUAGCAAAGGUGGCGCUCUUUGAGGGUUGUGACCGACAGAUGAUUUAUGACAUGCUGAAGCGGUUGAAGUCAGUGGUGUACCUGCCUGGGGAUUUUGUCUGUAAGAAGGGGGAAAUUGGAAGGGAGAUGUACAUCAUCAAAGCCGGGGAGGUGCAGGUGGUAGGGGGGCCGGAUGGGAAGACCGUCUUUGUUACACUGCGAGGCGGAUCUGUCUUCGGGGAAAUCAGCCUGCUGUCUGUAGGAGGAGGGAACAGGCGCACAGCUAAUGUGAUGGCACAUGGUUUCGCCAACCUGUUCAUCCUGGACAAAAAGGACCUGAACGAGAUUCUCAAACACUACCCCGAAUCACAGAAGGUGCUGCGCAGGAAGGCCAAAAAAAUGCUAACCAAAGACACUAAAAAGGCAGAGAUGGAUGAGCCGAAGGGGGUGCAGCAUGUGAUCCCCCCUAGACCUGAGACCCCCAAACUCUUAAAAGCUGCACGUGCACUCAUCCUUAAAAACAGAAGGAGCGGGUCCUUCAGCAAGCUUAAGAUGAAGAAAUCAAGCUCUGUGGAGCCUUCCACCUCGAUGCCCGUGCCGCCUGCCACCCCAAUGCACCGCUGCUCGCCCGUCCCGCAGACCAGGCUGGUGGGUGAUGAUGAGGAUACGGAGGACGUGGUGUCAGAGACCGCGGACGGCUCCAUGGUGCUCCGGAUGAGCCCUUCACACACAGACGAGGAGCAGGUCCUGACUGUGGAAGGGGUGCCCAAAGAGAAAGAGGGCCCCAAGGAAUAACCAUCAGCCGUUGGAGAAGGAGGGGGGGGGGACCAAAACAUUCACUGUGCUUGGCAAUGAGCCACACGCUGCAGAGAGAUCGGCCGUUGUCCGCUGCUGUGCUGAGUGCAGUGCAUCAGCGCAGCCUCCAGUAACAGCAUUGUAACUGCAGUGAUGAACUGCAGCUACAGCGCGGUUAAACCUUACAGGGAGCUCCUCCAGUCAUCUUAACAGUUAUUUGUCCCGAUUGUGUGUAACAGUACAGUGCUGCAUUUCCAAUGAGAAAUUAUUUUUUUAGCAGGACUCCUAAAAUUCACUUUCUGAAUAGUAAAUGCUGCUUAGAUGGUAAUGUUGUGCACGGCUUAAAAUAAGCUCAGGCAUGUUUUUGUUUUGUUUCCAUUUUGGAUCUUGUUGUCUUGCAAAUAGCCUAAGCAGUGUCUGCUGGGAGCAGAUGCUGCCUGUCAUCACAAACCAUGUGCGAUGUGACUCCAAGUCUGGUGUUCGAUCACCUAAGCUGCCUAUCUCUGAACCAAGGAACUCACCACUAAGCCUGGGGAGUAAGACUCUCAUUCUUACACCCUCACUUCGCAGUGAAGUUUAAAAAGUACUCUUUGCAUUGUUAGCAGGUGGUGAAAGGCACAAUGCAAUGGGCUGAAGCAGGAGACACCAGAACUCAUUUCAAUACACUGUAAAAAACAAAAACAGACUACCUGUCCUGAAUUAGCAAGGAACAUUUUACUUGAAACCUUCUGUGUUCAUUUCAAGUACUGUAGAGAGUUAAGGUAAAGGUUGCACUGUAGACUACAUAAAGACAUGCAUGUAAAGUGUUCAGUCAGACUAAAUCUAAUUAUAAAUAAUCAGAAUUGUGAAAUCAUAAAGAGUCCACAGUGUCUCUAAAUCAUUCUGUGUACGAAUAAAAGAAUAUAGCCUGCCCGGUA
Polyodon spathula (Mississippi paddlefish) is the source of this 4099-nucleotide messenger RNA. Its product is annotated as cyclic nucleotide-gated cation channel beta-1-like. Gene Ontology annotation, molecular function: protein-containing complex binding; intracellularly cAMP-activated cation channel activity; intracellularly cGMP-activated cation channel activity. Gene Ontology annotation, biological process: retina homeostasis; monoatomic cation transmembrane transport. The coding region runs from base 690 to 3182 and encodes 830 amino acids. Gene Ontology annotation, cellular component: plasma membrane; intracellular cyclic nucleotide activated cation channel complex; photoreceptor outer segment. The record is from RefSeq and is a predicted model, not a curated record. Lineage: Eukaryota; Metazoa; Chordata; Actinopteri; Acipenseriformes; Polyodontidae. The transcript is spliced from 21 exons.